AGAAGUACAAAUAAGUACAAAUUGUCUACAAUUGUUAUCUGCUGGGAUACUCUGUCUAGGGAACGUCGGUGUAGCCAUUUGCAUACUAGGAUCAUUAUCAGUUCAUUUGAAACAUUACUUUGAAAGGCAGUCUACAACAUGAACGUUAAUAUUAAUCAUAAAGAAUGAUAAACGGAUCCACUAAUCAUUGUGAUUUAUCAAAAAUAAUUCCGGUGCUGAACUUAAAGGAUCUCUAUAGGACAUUUACGUCAAUAAGACAAUGCGAAGCGUUUCAAAUAUUUCAUACUUUACUGUACAUCAAAUACAUAUAAGGAAAACAGAAAAACAAUAUUUUUGUGUUCAACAAAUGUAGGGCAAGAAAAUGAUUAUUCUAUUAAGCUGUCAUGCCUCAUUAACAUGUCAUUAAUUGUUAUUCUUUUUUCAUAUGGACUCAAUGGUGGGAUAUUUGUUUCUUCCUUGCUGAUUCUUCAAGUAUUCAUUUUGCGCAGAGAAAUGUGUUAAAUUUCAAGUCCUUUUCUAUUAUUAACAGACAUUUUCAAAAGGAUUUUAUAUGUACUAGUAAUCAUAACAUUUAACCGUUACAACAUUAGUGAAAGAAAAGGUAAAGAUGAAACUCCUAAGUAGUGCCAACAAUACCACUCUACCCGAACUGUACAAUGACACAGAUUUGAAAAGCGUUAUUGUUUAUGAAGCAGCAAUAGCUACAGUAUUGACGAUUUGUGUUAUUUCAUCGUGUUUAUUCAACAUAAUAAUUAUAAUUGUGUUUAUGAGGUUCAAAUGCCUGAGGACAAAACAUGAUAUGCUUGUCAUUAACCUUGCAUUUACAAAUUUAAUAAUAACUGUGGGAAUUUCGUUUUAUUCUACUUAUACAAUACAACCAGGCGAUAUUUUUCACAUGAAAAUCGUGUGUAUGAGCUUGUUUAUAUGUAUCUUUGGAGGAAUACUUACAUCCCUAUUGGUGCUUCUACUUUUGAGUCUUGAGCGAUUUUUGUGCAUCGUCUACCCUCACUUUCAUGGCCGGAUCCGAGUUCGCCAUGUAAUAUUGUGCAGCAUCCUCGCAUACCUGGUAGGUUUGUCAUAUACCAUUAUACCAUUCAUAUUAAAAAAUAACUGGGACCGUUACCAUCUUUGUGUUUUGGAUGUGUUUCCCUUUGAAUUCAGUAUUGCAGAACAGGUUUGUGGCAUUGUAAUUAUUACGACAAUUGUAACAAUUAAUGUUAUUGUUUACAAAACAGCUCUUUCUCAAGCCGCAAAAAUAAAUGUUCUACUUAAAAACGUCCAGCAUAGGCACACAAGAAGCCGUAAAUUAAGACAAAAGGGGAAAGCUUUUGUGACUGUCUUUCUGUUGUCGGGUAUAUCAGCUGUAUGUUGGAUCCCUUUAUUGGUAGUUUUCGCCUUAGAAUCUAACCCCAAUUUACCUGAGGAUUUCAGAUGGAUAUUCACCCAGUUACUGUACGUUCCGGUAGCGUUGAAUUCGUCUGUAACUGCUAUUAUUAUUGGACAUAGAAACAGACAUUUCAGAGAUGCUAUAAAAUCUAUGUAUUGCAGAAAACAACACGAAUGUAUUCACAACAGUACCAUCUGAUCUCUAGUUAUUCGACCAUAGAAGUGUAAUCGGAUUUUCGACUAUGUAUUCAAAAAUAUAUAAAAUAAUAAAACUGA
Messenger RNA from Mytilus californianus (California mussel), 1662 nucleotides. Its product is annotated as melatonin receptor type 1B-B-like. The transcript has a single exon. Gene Ontology annotation, molecular function: G protein-coupled receptor activity. Gene Ontology annotation, biological process: G protein-coupled receptor signaling pathway. Gene Ontology annotation, cellular component: membrane. Bases 608 to 1585 code for a protein of 325 amino acids. NCBI's taxonomy places the organism in Eukaryota, Metazoa, Mollusca, Bivalvia, Mytilida, Mytilidae. The record is from RefSeq and is a predicted model, not a curated record.